Messenger RNA from Lodderomyces theae, 795 nucleotides. RefSeq names its product tetratricopeptide repeat protein. The record is from RefSeq and is a predicted model, not a curated record. Gene Ontology annotation, cellular component: EMC complex. Gene Ontology annotation, molecular function: protein binding. NCBI's taxonomy places the organism in Eukaryota, Fungi, Ascomycota, Pichiomycetes, Serinales, Debaryomycetaceae. Gene Ontology annotation, biological process: protein folding in endoplasmic reticulum. The transcript has a single exon. Bases 1 to 795 code for a protein of 264 amino acids.
AUGUCCAUUGACCAGGCGCUCGUCAAAAGAAAACUUCUCAAUGUUGCCACAACAGGCAGGUUUGCCACUUUCACUCCCGAAGAGACAAAUUACCACACAAAACAACUCAGGUCGUAUCUCCUAAACCACCAAGACAAAUUAGAUUCCAUUGAAUUGUUUCAGCUUUUUGAGCUAGACUUCUACUUGUCUCUAAUCACAGGUCAUGACAUUGAAGCAAAGGCAGUGCUUGAAAGAUUGAAUGACCAAUUCGGUGACAAGGUCUCGUCGCAGCGCAUCAAGCUACUCAAAUCAAUCUACUUUGAAGCUACUGGAGACUUGGAAAGUGCGGGAAAAGUAUUGAGUGAGGACCCAGAUGAGCUACUUUUGUCGAGGAGACUCACCACGUUGUCCAGACACGACGGUGUUAAGUACAUCAAUAACCUUAUCUACUAUUUGAAUCUUGCUCCCAGUGAUGUUGUUGCAUGGUGCGAGUUGGCAGAUGAAUAUGCCAAAUUGAAGGAAUACAAGAAGGCCAUUCAUUGUCUCAAGAGAGUGCUUUUGAAUCAGCCAGAUGCUUACACCUUAUACGACAAGAUAGGUCUGCAUUAUCACCAGUUGUCACUUGAAGCCCAGGCCCAUAAGGAUAAGAACGAGCUUCUACAAUCAAGUGUGAAGGAGUACUUGAGACUGCUUGAAAUAUACGCAGGAAACCGUUCCGCUUGGGAAGGGUUGUACGCAUCAGUAAAGGAUUUGGAAGACGGUGCUGAAAAAGAGAAGUUGACCCAGAUUUGUGAACUCGAGUUGGCCAAAACGUAG